GUUUAUAUACCCGUACGCAUCCCACUAAUCCCUCACAAGCCCGACCACUACUGGCCUACCUAUUGCCCCGGUUACCAAAAUGCCUCUAGAGCUCCAAGAAUUUAACGCAGAGACCGAUUUCCCGGCCAUUGCCAGAUGUCUCUUCGAGUCGUACGAAGAUCCACCCCAGAAAUUUUUUCAUGUGUUUUUCCCGACUCACGGAACGGGGGAGAAAGCUCGUGAAGAUGCUAUCGAAGAAGCCGCUACUCGUCUGAAGCUCUGGCAUACUCACGAUCCAUCAAGUCACUGGCAGAAAGUAGUCGAUACCGAUACCGGCAAGAUUGCCGGUGGCGCUCUUUGGAAUAUUCAUAACGAGAACCCGUUCGCGAACCCCGCAACGGUACCGGUGACUUGGUUCCCGGAUGACGGCUCGCGCCGGUUCGUUGAGAAGGCCCUUCAGAACCACUCAGCCCCUAGAAGUCGAGCGGCGCAGAGGCCACAUGUCUAUCUGUUCAUCAUCUUCACACACCCGGAUUACCGGCGCAGAGGCGUUGGGCAACAGUUCAUGGACUGGGGUAUGAAGAAAGCAGAUGAAUUAGGAUAUGACUUCUUUCUAGACUCGACUCCAUACGGGAGACCUCUGUACGAAGCAAACGGCUUUGUUUAUGUCGAGGAAAAUAUCAAUAUACCGAAGACGGAUAAUCCAGAUGAGAAAUGGAAAGAUGUGGAGGAAAAGGUUGGACCUUUUACUUUUUGGCUCAUGUGGAGACCUGUUGGCGGGAAGUACGAGGAAGGGAAAACCAUCAAGCCAUGGGAGCAGAAUUAGCGGCACCCCUCUUGGCUCUUCAAAGAGAAAUCGGAUUCAGCCCUUCUUCAUAAGGUACUUAUCGAAGUACCUCAAGAGUUAUCAUGAUAUAACCGAAUGUUAACUUCCCCAGCUAUAGUUGUAUUCUCUGCAUUCUUUCG
Molecule: messenger RNA, 945 nt
Organism: Annulohypoxylon truncatum
Lineage: Eukaryota; Fungi; Ascomycota; Sordariomycetes; Xylariales; Hypoxylaceae
Product: acyl-CoA N-acyltransferase
Exons: 2
Coding region: 80-805 (241 amino acids)
Molecular function (GO): acyltransferase activity, transferring groups other than amino-acyl groups
Source: RefSeq, a predicted model, not a curated record